CACUGGCGUGCGGUCUUGUCGAGAUGGGUGCUGCAUUAUCGCGGUGUGACGACGCGUGCGCGCAUCUGCUGGGCGCUGAGGAAGGAGAGAUGCGCAUUCCACCAAGGCGGCAGCGUCUGGAGGAUCAGUUGUGGGAGAUGUACCUGGACGACGAGAGGUGGCGAGGCCGCGUUACCCUCCCGCAGAUGAAUCUCAACACCCAGGAGAUCCUGUGGGAGAUCCUCGAGGGCACCCUCACGGCUCAGAGAGCGGCGACUCUCGUGACCGGGGCGGAACUCCGCGUGAUCGUCCAGAUAGGCGACAGCUACCAGUGGGGCCUCGUGGAGCUCAUCAUGGAGAGGCGGCCGCCGCUGCCUGAAGCCUGCGAGAUCAUCGACCUCCUGCUCCAGGCAGGCGCCCCGGACGUCACUGCAGGAGACCCCAGCUCCCUCAAGCACGCCAUCACCCGCGGCAAGUACGAUGUGGCCACCGUCAUGCUGCGCCACGUCAAUCAGAACAGCCCCAACCUGCUGCGGCUGCAUCUCCUGCAUGUGGUGGCGCGGGAGAACCACGACAUCCAGCCCGCCGUGAAGCUGGCGAUGGUGAGCAGCCUGGUGGAGCUGCACCCCGGCCAGCUCCUGGAGCGUGAUCGCAACCAUCGGCUGCCCAUCCACGAAUUCUGCCGCCAUCCUCUCAGCAGCGAGGCCGCACAGGAGGGGCUCAUCGACCUGCUGGUGAGGGAUGGCGACCGAUACACCCUCAACACGACCGACAGGGCGGGAGCCACGCCCCUUCAGCUCGCCGCCUCCGACCUCAACGCCAGCGGUCUGCUGCGGGGACUGCUGCGGCACGGUGCCAAUUUGUGGUCGGCAGGGGUGCCGAGAAGCAGCCGGCUGGGGAGGGUGGAAUGGAUGCAACGCGUCGUUGACGCGCAUCUUGCCUACCUUCGACACAACUUGCUCCGGCUGGUCCGCCGCUCCCUCAACCGCGCGCUACAGCCACUUUGGUCCAUCCGUGCGGCCACCGACAACGGGAUUUUGAGGGAGAUCAAGAUGAAAAUCGCCGGCUACAUGUGCAACGCCAUUCCGCUCUACCUGCCCGCCCCUCUCCGACACCGCAUCAGCAAGAUCACCCGCCUCUUCAUCACGGCGGCCCUGGAGAGGACCACUGCAGGCCCCCAGGGAGCAUGUUGAUGUGUCCAAAAUGCGCUUUGGAUUCGCUGCCAACCAUUGUGCUGUGUCGCUCAAGGAGCUGGUGGAGAUGGCGGUCAGAAAGGAGGAGGGACUGUGGGGCGAGGCAGUGACGGUGCAGCUGCCGUGCAGGGACUUGCGAGUCGUGGCGUGUGGCAGCACGCAUCACGCCGCGGCACAGUAGGAAUGGGAUGAGGUGUAUGUAUGGAGCUCAAUGGGUAAAGUGAAUCGGUACGGGCAGGGGGUCUGUGUGUGUGGUGGGUGGAUGGCUGCGUGGCUGCGUGGGUGCUGUCAUGUGAAUUCGGUGGGGGCAGGCAGGUAUAUAUAAACACAUACAUAUACGCGACACACCAGUGUCCGUUUGGUAUGAGGGGGCAAGGAACGGCAGGUGCGAAAGGGCGUUUUCUUGGUGUGCUAGGUUAGGUGGUAGGUGGUGUGGACGACGAAGGCAAG
Molecule: messenger RNA, 1622 nt
Organism: Vitrella brassicaformis
Lineage: Eukaryota; Vitrellaceae
Source: the annotation of a GenBank genome assembly